AACCUCCUUCGUCCUUUCCUCGCUGGAUUUUUUCCGUUGAAACUCCAAAACUCCAAAACAACAUUGUGGGGGUGGGUGCACAGCCAUUGUAGCUUGGCACCCUGUCUCGAGCUUGUUCACCCACGUUUGAACCCAAUAUGGACUCAUCCCAUCAUGCCCAUGCUAUUGUCAGCGGGAAGAUGAUUGGAUCUGCGUCAAUCCCAACGUGAGCCACGCCGUCAAUUCCGUAUUAUCCUUGUCGGCUCUCACAAUCCCGGUAGGUAUUUAUUUUCCUUCUCAUCUUCCUCCCAGUUUGACGCCGAUGAGAAAGUUGGGACGAACUACUUAACCAAAGGACACAUCUACAUAUUUGAAGCACUCCUAGAUAUUCUUCACUCACAGUCACUACCUUGUUUCCGCAGAAGUAUCACAUCAACAUGAGGUUCUCACGAAAAGUCUGUGCAACGCUCCUGGGAGCUGUGCCAGUGGUUCUUGCCGUUGACCUAGAUGCGACAAACACUGGUGAGAGCAACCUUCAAACGGGCAAUCUUGUACUUUGAAUUCUAGUGGACUAAUAACGCAACAGAUUCCAUCAAAUCGGCCGCGAGCACAAUCGCCCAUGGCAUGAUGUCUUAUUAUACAGGAAACAUCACAAACACGCCAGAAACGUUGGGUGUCUUGCCAGAACCAUACUACUGGUGGGAGGCAGGUGCUAUGUGGGGUAAAUUGAUUAUGUACUUAUAAUUUAGCCGAGAUUUUACUAAUUCGCUUUAGGGGCGAUGAUGGACUACUUUCAUUACACAGGCGAUUCAUCAUACAAUGCUGUUCUGACUCAAGCACUUGAGAGUCAGUUCGGUCCCAACUUUGAUUUCAUGGUGCCACGACACGAAAAGGAUGAAGGAAACGACGACCAAGCAUUUUGGGGGUUUGCUGCCAUGUCCGCUGCUGAGAAGGACUAUCCUCAACCAAGCGGAGAUUUUACCUGGGUUCAACUUGUUGAGAGAUUGUGGAAUACUCAGGUUGUUCGUUGGGAUACCGAACACUGCGGCGGUGGAUUACGAUGGCAAAUCUUCGACUUCAACAAAGGUUACAACUAUAAGAACACCGUCUCCAACGGUGCCUUUUUUCAGCUCUCUGCCCGAUUAGCCCGAUUCACUGGAAACCAAACCUAUGUUGAAUGGGCCGAGAGGUCAUACCAAUGGGCCUUUGAUGUAGGCCUUAUUACUCCAGAUUACCACGUUUUCGACGGGGCUGAUAUUUCGACAAACUGCGCUGAAGCGGUCAAGCUCAUCUGGACAUACAAUGCAGGUAUUUACAUGUACGGUGCGGCCAUGAUGUACAACUUAACAGAUGGUUCCGCUCUGUGGCUGGAGAGAACUACAGGUUUCUACAAUGCUACAGCCAACUUCUUCAGCCCAUUCGACAAUGCCACAAAUAUAAUGUACGAACCAGCCUGCGAGAAAGUCAACACCUGCAACACAGAUCAGUUCUCAUUUAAAGCCUACCUCUCAAGGUUUAUGUGGGCAACCAGCGUCAUCGCACCAUUCACCGCCCAAUCAACCGCACAACUGCUGACCACAUCAGCUCUUGCAGCUGCAAACGCCUGUUCUGGACCAAGCGAUGGAGUCACUUGCGGAGCGAGAUGGUAUGAGCCAGGCUUUGACGGGAAAUGGGGAUUAGGACAACAAAUGAGCGCGCUAGAAGUGAUCCAAGGACUCUUAAUUUCAGGGAGUGUAGCUCCUCUGCACGCUGAUCAAGUUAGCGUCAAGUCCACACCAGCGGCACCAGCCACACCCAUCGAACCGGUUCCUAGCCCUACCGAACCACCACCAGAAGCUCCACCGCUUGCUAAAAAGGGAUUGGGCAAUGCGGGAAACAGUGGACCAAGUGGCAGCAUGUGGGCUGCGAGUUUGAUUGCUACUCAGGCAUUCAGACUGGCACGAUGAGAGAAUUCAGGUAUGUAACGAAGGAAAUGAAUGAAUAAGGCCGGCCUUGGAAGUGGCUCGAGUUAGCAUUUGAUAUGGCAUGUUGGAGGAGUGGAUAUUUUGUCUGGUACAUGAAGGAGCAAACUAGGGGCCACGGAGGGAAUCGAUUCCUUCCGACUAGGUGCGGAGGAUCAAUCGUCACGUAUCGGGAAUUUGGGAAGCGAUGAUUUUUUUGUUUUUUAUACCACAUAGAUUGAGCGUGGCGUUCUGGGUGAAUGGACCGGUUUCCUUUCAGAUUCAAGCUUGAGCUAUGCAUUUACAAUCUUGAUGAAGGGAAUAUAAUUUAUAAUUUGAUGGGCAAUUUAUUCAUCUGAG
Molecule: messenger RNA, 2279 nt
Organism: Hymenoscyphus albidus
Lineage: Eukaryota; Fungi; Ascomycota; Leotiomycetes; Helotiales; Helotiaceae
Source: the annotation of a GenBank genome assembly